GGGGCCACGCGAGUCCCGUGGCUUCCUCCUCCUCUUGCUGCUGGUGUCCCUUUUCCACGCUGCCCCGGACCCCACGCAGGACUUCGCUCAGCCCCUCUGCCAGGAAAGCAUCGAUUAAAGUGAAUAUGUUGGGAGGCAAUGGGAAUAUUCAGGAAGAACAGGUUGUCCUUAAUAUCAGCUAUAUUAAUGAUCAGGUGUAUGUCAAUGACUUUCCUCUGAGGAGUGGUGUUUCCCGACUAAAGUGUCAGACUUUAAUAUUGAGGAGUGAAAACUCUGACUCCUUAUCAGACGAGCAGCAAUUGGGAAUAGUAAAUGUCCGCAUUAUGGUCCAUGAAUGGCCAAUGGCAUCCAGCUCCAACUUGCGGUUGAUUGUUGUUCAGGAGGAAGUGACCGAAAUUGAUGGAAUUCAGGUUCAGCAAGAUGAAGUGACUGAAAUAGACGUGUUGGUUAAAGAUGUACAAGUCCUUAGGCAUACAAAUUACACUAUUCCUCUGAAAGAAAGCAUGCUGUAUUCCAUCCCCACAGACAACGAUGUCUUAUGUAUACUUCCAAACAUAGCAGGAAAAGUCGAUAUUGAAAGCCCUCUACAAACAACCAGCCACUACCUUCUCAGGCAAGUAGAAACUAGGAUAGAUGAAGAGACAGUGCCUGGAAAAUUGCCAGAGACUCCUUUGAGAGCAGAGCCCACAUCAUCCUACAAGGUAAUGUGCCAGUGGGUAGAAGACUUGAGGAAAGAUCUAUGCGGAUUCUGGUUUAAGUUCUUUCCAGUGUUCUUUAACUUCAUGGGUGUCGUUUUGGUUGGAGUUGUAGGUGUCUUUAAUCCUAAAAGUCUUAAAGGUUUUGUGUCCUUCAUGUGAACCCAGGGAAAUGUCACCAUCAUACCUGUCGUUGCAAUCAACUUACAUCCAGAAAUGCUCGAGAAGACAGAC
Messenger RNA from Anolis carolinensis (green anole), 929 nucleotides. RefSeq names its product glycoprotein integral membrane protein 1-like. The record is from RefSeq and is a predicted model, not a curated record. The coding region runs from base 126 to 857 and encodes 243 amino acids. Lineage: Eukaryota; Metazoa; Chordata; Lepidosauria; Squamata; Anolidae. The transcript has a single exon.